AUGGCCUUUCUAAUAUCCUGGUCCAUAUUAACUAUCUAUUUAGUUCUUAAUUCAAUUGGCUUGUCCAUUUGCGAUUUGGAAACUGAAAAUGGAAAUGGCAGUGCAGUUAAUUUUCCAGAUCUCAAUAUAGAUGAGAUGGUCGCAUUUCUAAAGUCUGCCAUAACCAACAUAAGCACCUACCUCGACGUUACCUUCACUGCAAAGCCCUCAAAUUGUCUGCAAGUCCAAUGUCGUUUCACCUGUUUUAAUGGGCGACAAAAUCAAAUAGUCGAUGAUAUCACAAAUGCCAUGGCAAAAACGAAUAAUACGGAAGCUUGCCAAGUAAUUGAUGAAUUACGUCUAUAUAGCUAUGAUUUUCCCGAUGCCACGAUACCUGUUGGAUUUCUAUCGACAUAUGGAGACAGAGUUAAAAAUCUCUAUAUAGGUAUCUCAAAUGUGUCAAAAAUUGAAGAUGGAGCCUUCGGUGGCGGCAUCUUUAGUCGCAUAACCCUGGAAGAUCUAGAAUUGGAGGAAAUAGGCAAAGGCUUUUUUGCAGAUAUCUCGUCUUAUUUCAAAAGCCUCACAAUUAGACAGCAUGAUGUACGUCUGAGUUGUAUAUAUCCCGAUUUUAUGGACAAUGUAAAAUAUCAAAUCGAAUAUCUUGGUCUACAAAUUGGAAUGGAGUACUUAAAGUAUUUGGACAUAUCCCACAAUAAACUGGUGACGAUAUCGAAAAAUAUAUUUGGACAUCGCGAUAUAUCGAGAGAUUUGCAUAUAUUUGCUAACGAUAACUUUUGGCAUUGCGAUUGUGAGUUGGUCCAGGAAAUGAAUACGAUUUUUGCCUAUCACUCUGCUGUUGUUCUGCCCUGCCGAACACCCGAAGAAUAUAAGGAUUGGUCUGUAUUCGAUACACGGAUUUGCGAUGGUGGUGAUGACUCGCCCACAAUCAAUCCAACCAUUCAGAGCACAACCAUUAAAGAGGAGACAACAACGAUAACCACUACCACAUCGACCACAACGUCUAGCUCCAUGUGGAUACCAACUUUGCCAACAUCUGGUACUCCAUCGCCGAAUGAAGUUAUCACCCUGGAGUGUAGCUCAUCAACUAACAAUAGGGCUCUUUCCAGAACCAGCCAGAAUAUAUGGUGGCCACAUGUUGAAUUUUAUCCAAAAUUAUUUGGCCAACUUACGGUUAAAGUGACCGUUAAGUCCUAUGAUGAAGAUGAUGAUACUACGUAUGGAUUAUUUUGGUUUUCAAAGACCACAAAGGAGUACUACAUGAUGGAAAUAAUGCCAGCUGAGUUUGGUUUAGGAUGCUAUUUUACUAUGCCACUGCAGACAAUUGUGACCGAACUGGUGCCCAAUGUGGCUUACACAUUUUGCUUGGUCGACUCGCAACAGACGAAUGUUUCGCCCUUCAGUUGUAAAUCGGUGCAUGUGGGCAGUAAUCUGGAGACCUAUUACAAUACCUGGAUAACAAGUAAUGUUUCAUCCAAGGGAAUAUCAUUAAUGAUCCUUGGCGUGGUUUUCUUUACAUUCCUGGGAAUGAUAACUGUAUUUCUUAUCCUGAGGCAUAAACCCGUUUGGCUAAAAGGAAGCAAACGUGUAAUGAAACCCAAAUGCAGUUCUGGACAAAUUGUCGUCUUACCACGUGGCAAUACAGUGGACAAACUAAAGCGAAAAGAAAAUGUCAUUUCCCAUUGCAAAACGAAUAGAACUUUUUCAUGCAUUUCACGACAAAAUUCCUCGGAAAGCUUAGCCAGCAGUGGCAGCUAUAUGAAUGCAAAUCUCUAUGAAGUUAUUCCGGCCUAUAUGACAUUCGAAGAGUUUGCACCUCCUGUAACUGCAAUGGAUAGCAGUUUUGAAAUCUACGAUACUUGCACCUGGAAAGCACCAUUAGAAGAGCCUUCUGAUGUCAGAUAUGCCCAAAUACCACCGCGAACAAAACGCAUUUCCAGUGAUCCGCUACCGGCGAUUCCCACAGACGUAACCGAAGGUCCUUUGUCGGUGCGAGGUCUGGAGAAUGCAAAUCAUAAAGUUAAUGAGUUAAUUACUUUAUUGUGA
Drosophila willistoni is the source of this 2043-nucleotide messenger RNA. RefSeq lists its product as uncharacterized. The transcript has 6 exons. NCBI's taxonomy places the organism in Eukaryota, Metazoa, Arthropoda, Insecta, Diptera, Drosophilidae. The record is from RefSeq and is a predicted model, not a curated record. Bases 1 to 2043 code for a protein of 680 amino acids.